AUGACCAAUAUAGUUGGAGGCAGAUCAACAGCGUUUGGUCAAUGGUCUGAAUUCACCUACGCCCAUAUUAUGCAGCUUUAUGGGACCUUGCUUCAGCAAGUGCAAAUUGAGAAUGAACCAAUGCCGAACUCUCCUCCACAGCCUAUAAACACUGAGCCGAUUUUCCAGCAUCUUGCACCUCAGCUUGCCAAUCUGCAUCUUACUCUCAUCACAGUUGACAUAGGUGAUGCAGCUCAAAUUAUCAACAACUUCCGUCCUGAUAUCGCCUUUUUCCGAGCCGGCAGUACUCUCAACUCCUCCCCAAAUCGCUGUCCAGGAGACCUAAAGGUGUCAUGGAAAUGGGGAUCUGACUGGGCAGCAGCGGAGUCGCAGAUAGAUCGCACGGAGUAUUUGCAGGUUCUGUCACAGAUCAACUUCUACAUGAAACAGCACAACGCGCGGUACGGCUUUGCCCUAACUGAUACUGAAUUGGUCCCUAUUAAGAGACUCGAUGCGAAUGGCAACCUGUUGGUAGCACGGGCCAUACCAUGGGAAGCAGGAGGGCCUGGGCGUUUGACCGUUCUUAUGGGACUUUGGUAUCUCGGGAUGUUGGGUGCAGUGGAUGAUGACUGGCAGCUUCUAUAG
Messenger RNA from Blastomyces gilchristii SLH14081, 624 nucleotides. RefSeq lists its product as uncharacterized. Bases 1 to 624 code for a protein of 207 amino acids. The transcript is spliced from 2 exons. Lineage: Eukaryota; Fungi; Ascomycota; Eurotiomycetes; Onygenales; Ajellomycetaceae. The record is from RefSeq and is a predicted model, not a curated record.